GGGGGAGCCUCUGCUCGUGAUGAUAGGAGCCACUCGGAGGGCGCCACGGAGGUGCUUCUUGCCCAUCUGUCCUCGGUGCGUCCUGUUGCUGCAGAAUACGCCAAAUCGACGGUGCGCCACUACCACAUCGUGCUGCUGGGCGGCGGUGUGGUGCAGCGCACCUGGGUGGCCGACAAGAGCACCGUGCCGUUUGAGGGGCAACACCAGUUCGAGCAGCUGCAGGGUGACGCGCCGUGGGGCGGCUCUGCUGUCAAUGAAGCAAGUGGCCCCAAGCUCUCGAAGCACUUCUCGGCCAAGGUGCGUGCGCAGUGGGAGGAGGGGAUGGCGGAGGUGGCGAAGGGCCCAACCACUGUCAUGCGAUGA
Messenger RNA from Lethenteron reissneri (Far Eastern brook lamprey), 363 nucleotides. Its product is annotated as histone-lysine N-methyltransferase NSD2-like. The record is from RefSeq and is a predicted model, not a curated record. NCBI's taxonomy places the organism in Eukaryota, Metazoa, Chordata, Hyperoartia, Petromyzontiformes, Petromyzontidae.